AUGCCCGUUCCUUUCGAAAGCUUGAUUCCCUAUGGCAUCAUCGUCGUGAUGUUCGGGGUGUCGGGCGCUGGAUUAAACAAGAUCAAAAACAUGCAGAGCGGUGGCAAGAGGCACAGGUGGUCAAUUGACCAGUGGGACAAGUACGACGACGCCUCCCGAUCCGAACGAACUAGCGUGUGGUACUGA
Molecule: messenger RNA, 186 nt
Organism: Dichotomopilus funicola
Lineage: Eukaryota; Fungi; Ascomycota; Sordariomycetes; Sordariales; Chaetomiaceae
Exons: 3
Coding region: 1-186 (61 amino acids)
Source: RefSeq, a predicted model, not a curated record